Odontomachus brunneus is the source of this 4611-nucleotide messenger RNA. RefSeq lists its product as uncharacterized. NCBI's taxonomy places the organism in Eukaryota, Metazoa, Arthropoda, Insecta, Hymenoptera, Formicidae. The record is from RefSeq and is a predicted model, not a curated record. The coding region runs from base 132 to 4340 and encodes 1402 amino acids. The transcript is spliced from 6 exons.
CGGAGAUUUCGCAAACCGCGCUGAACAUGUAUCGGUAAUGGAAGAUGUAGUAUCUGACAGUUUCUCGAAUUUUAUAUGCACCGUUUAUCUGUACUAAUAAUUGCCUGGACGGACACCUGACGUGUGGAAAAAUGCCGUGGAAACUUGGUGGAAAUUUCGAAAGUGUGCAGAUAAUGUGUAAGAUAAGUUGGCAAGAGUGCACAACUGCAGUAGCGGAUUAUUUAUGGUUCGAGAUAGUGUCCGACGUCGUUGACUUUUUAACGAAGGAAGGCAUAAUAUGGACCUUGACGCUAGCCAUCAUUUUCACGAUACUAUUCUAUGUAAACUCUCGCAAAGGCACGCGCGUAGACAACGUUAAAGUCGACAAGAAAAUACUACGUAAAGUCGGAUAUAAGGUUCAGGAUCUGGAAUUGAAAGUCAACGUUUUAACAUACAAGAUGCAAUACGGAACGUGGCCAUUGCCGCAUCAAAUCUACAGUUUAAAUCCGAGGAAAUUGCAGAAGAUCAGAAUGACCUUGUCCAACCCGGUCGAUCGGAAAAACUGGAUAAAGCAUGUACUACUGAGUCCUACACAAAGCGAUACGUAUGUUCCUUGCUCAAACGUCCACAAUCCAUCCGUGGCGAAACUGAGCGAUUUCUUCGACAUGAAACACAAACGCGUUGCUUCGCCUCAUAUUCAACGCGGUAAAUUAUCAACAGACUGCAGCAGUAUUGAAACCUCAAAGUCUACCAGUGACCAAUUUGUCAACGUAUGUCCACGGAGGCCGAGUUUCCGCCCACGAAACGUAAGUACCGAGGAGAGCGAUCUCUCAAAGAGCGGCGACUUCACGUUACAACGUCGGAACAACGAGCAGUUUCUGGUAAACGAGUGCAACCGUCGAUCCUCAAGAGUACUCUCAGUACAAAACAACAAAUCUGUCGCGUCGAACGCCAAACUCAAUCCGUGCCAAGAUUUCACGAAUACUGUUCACAGAUGCAGAUCAUUUCUCAAAGAGUUGGAAGACAAUGACAAACGCUUGCGUCUGUUAAAUCACUCAUCAGAGAGAAGAGUGUCUUCAUCGAAAGACACAUAUGCGACGGAACAGCCAGCUUCGCUCACGGCGGAGAAGCGAGAGGUAUCUGAAGCCGCUGGCGAAACAAGAAAAGACAAGCAAAGCAAGAAAAGACAAGCAAAGACAAGAAAAGCAAGAAAAGACGAAACAAAAUGUGCGACAAGAAUGAAAGGCAACGAGCCGUCAGCAAAGGAUGUCGAUCAAGUACACCAACAAAGUGAUAUAAAUGCAUCCUCCAAUGCCAUGAUGAUAAACGACGUCGCGUUCCCGAAACAACUUCAGGAUCUUUUGAUGAACCACUCGAGGCAUAGCGUGCGACCGUCUCUGGAUACAUUGUACCAGGUUCGAAGAAGACUUCAAAGUCUACACAAUGUGCUGCGAAUGUACGAGGACAGCAAAUCUUUGGAAAAGCGAAAACUGGCAGAUCAGGUCGGUGAGGUCAAUGUACUCGCCUCUGUCGUACCUAAAAUCGAAGAAAUGGGUGAGAAUAAAAUCGACGCGAAUCAUGAUAGCGACUCGAGGAAAGCUUUGUCAUGCGUACAAUGCUCGAUCGUGGACAGUUGCGAAUACUUUGAGAUGGAUCACACAGAAGAAAGCUCAUCUUCCUUUGCCGAGUGCUCGUCGAAUACAUCUUCUAAAACAUAUCAAUACUCCAGCGACGUUGCGUUGCGAAGUAUUUGUUCUAAGGAAUACGAUCAACGUAGUGUACGGAGAUCCGCUUGCACGAGCGAUCUAGCAGCGCUUGUGAGUAGUUGUAAUCAGUUUCCACCUUUCUACAGCGCGAUGUCACACGUGUCGGAGUAUCGUGAGAGUCAGAGUGAAAGAAAUACACGUGAGCAAGACAUUUCGGAUCACAGUCAUGAAUUAAAAUCGAAUUCGCGAGCUGACGAGAACGCGACGAACGCUUCUUUUAAUCUCAGGAAAAAGAAAUUCGCGCCAGUGUCGGAGAAUACACGAUGCAUCUUGUCGUCUAGGGAUAUUCCAAUUGAGAAAGACAGUGCAUCUUCGAUGAAAGAAACCAUCAUUGAGGAGAUUAGCGAUGCAUUUGAUGGAGAACACUAUCAAGGAAACACGAUGAUCAUAUCUCGAGGUAGUAGUCGAAGUAAGAUUUCUAUGAGAAGCGAUCAGGAGAAAAAGUCGACGGCGUUGUUGCUUCAGGAGGCUUUGCUCUUCAAGCAGGCCUUGCUGACGCGAGUCGAGUCUGAAAAGAAAUGUCUGAUGCACAGCACGGGAGAAAACAAUGUCGCAGGUGAACUUCCAACGCACUACGAGACGCAGAUCGAGAAUGGCAAUAAUUUUCCCACGAUGGUAAUGGAUAUCGAGACGGAAGGACCAAUUAUUGACACCAUCCACGCACAACUGAAUCGACGUUACGUUCGCUUGGAGAUGAAGCAACGGAGCGAUCUGUUCCCCCGAGGUUUGCGAGACAUAAUCGCACUCGCGCGUUGCGAAAGCGAAGGAGACGCCGACAACGAGGAACUUGUACGCGAGACACCAUCUGAAUACUUCAGCUUCUGCAAUCUAGCAGUUUCUGACAACGAGGACAUUGAGAGCAACGCGCCGUUGUCGUUAAAACCUCCAAUUUACGAGAAAGUAAUCUCGAUCAUGAUACCAGUCGAUAUGGAGAACAAAGACGCAGAGAGCUCGCGGCAGAAUUCGAGAGAAGACGUGAAUGUCGGCGAUCUCGACGGUGACAUAGUCGGGAAACAUUUGCCGGUGAUGCUCGAGCUCGAAGAUCUUGUAUUGGAACGCGUGAAGAAUAUCAGAGAUUACAUGGAUAUUUUUCUUCACAGCCAAGACAGAGCCAUCUCCAAAACGCGCAGGGUGCUCCAGGGUCCGAAUGAGAGCGUCUCUUCCCGAUGUUCAGACAAGGCUAGUCACAUGAUAUUGCAUGAUCAAUUUGCCGUAUCGUCCAAAUAUGACAGCAUCGAACGAGUAGCAACAGACUCUUCGAAGCAUCAUAAACUCGAGAGCAGCAAAGAUGGAAUCUUAAAAAGUCGAAGACGUGUCUCCACAGGCAAAAGUAUAGGCACAAAUACGGUAAUGCCGAGUAAACUGUCAUCAGACAUCGAGUGUCCCAAGUCAAAAACACUCGUCGACUUGAAUCUCAUGCUUGGCCGAUCGAGCCGCGAUUGUUCAACAGACACGAAAACGAAGAAAAGUGACGAUGUCACUUACGACUUGGGUGAGUGCCCAUUAUUCUCUUCAUUAAAAGAAGAAAUGUUAAACAACGGUUUAUUAAAUAAUAUAAGACGCCACGAUCCUGAAGUGUCUGUGAAUGUCACGAACUUGUCACCCCGAAUAAAACACCAUUCGACGAGACGGUUACACCGGACGAAUUCCCGAGUUAAAGCCAAAAGCGACAUGUCUUUAAUAACCGGUAUAAUCAAGAAUUCGAACGUCAGCUUACACCCGAAAAGAUCGCACUCGUCACUUACGUACCGUAACACUUUAAAACGUAUUCGUAGGAUAUUAUAUCAGUCUGAUAACAAAUCACACGAUUAUACAGACGAAUGUGCAAAGUGUGAAAGCGAAUCGCGGUCCGCAACUUCGUCGAAGUCGCUCUUAUUGCCGCAAGGGAUCUCCACUAGAUCGUGUAUACCGAUCUUGAGAAAUCGCUUGGAAGCAGCUCGAAUGAGGCACCAGUCAAACACGAGAAGUCCUACGAGAAGUCCGUUAACGAUGCUGUGGAGAGAAAAUACUUGUACGAAGAAUCGUACGACGAGUGAGGAAGCUACGCGAAGAAGAUACAGCGUUCCUAUAAACAAAGGACUGUACGCGGAAGAAACUGCGUUAAAUUUAAAUAAAAUAAAUACGAAGAAAAACGGAGAUGAAAUCGCGGAGGAAUUGGAGGAAACUAACGCGACAUACAGAGACAGUAAUGUAACGAUAACGAACAGUUCAAAUAUCUUAUCUGACAAUCGAAAUACAGAAUCCCUAAAGAUUGAUAAAGAGCUGACAAAUAAGGAAUUCACAUGCGACGGUAAAUCGAACACGAUAACGGAGCGUAUAGAAAGCACAGCUCCAACGUUAACCAUUAUUUCCAUAAUGGCGAGUGACGAUUCACGAAAGAAUUAUCCGGCGCAUUCGUUCAUUCUGAACACGGAAAACGUCCGUUCUGUGACAGAUCUAUUGAAGCACAAAACAGAAUUAUGGAGCGUUGCCGUUGAGAAAAAGGAGCAAGAAGUUAACGCAAAACCUUCCAUCACAGAUACAUGUACAUCGAUGACCGACAUACUUGAAGUAGACCAAUGUAAUCUGUCUUGUUUAUCGCAGAUAUACUUAUAAAAUUAUUUAUUUAUCAGAUUCUUUUUAUAAGAGUACAUUUUUCCGAAUAAACGACCUUGUGCGCUUGCUUAUAUCAAUUGUUAUCUAGUAUUCGAAAAUUAAGAGAAGGAGAGCGAGAAAGAUAAAAGGUAAUUUUUCGCGACACGAAAGAGUAAAUUGUUUUUCUUGCAUCGACAUUAGACGAUGUUCUUUAAGCACAAGUUUAUCCAGCUACACGGUUUCGUUAGAAUAUAAAUGAUAGAAAGUGCACUCGCGGCCAUACAUACCUGCA